UUGAUCAUGUGCUAGGUUGAGAAAUAAUUUGGUAAUGAUGAUCUAACAGAAAGGGGUGUGUGAGGAGCAGAUCAUAUCAUAUAUAAGUCAAAAUCUGUUCUCAUCAGCCCGAAAUCGGUGUCUUCUACAACAAGCAAGACAGGUCCUGCAUUUACUGAAAGUGAACCUAAUUCCUCUGCGAAGAAAAUAACAAUGGCAACACAUCCAAUAACAAAGCUCAAUGUCUCCACCACUAAUGACGAGGAGGAAAUACUUGCAGCUAAUGGUUAUCAGCUCAUCAAUUCUGACCUCAAUGAAGGAACUGGUAAAAACCGGGUCUUUCUUUGGUACAAGAAAGAGUGUGGCUUGAAACCUGUGACCAGGAUCCAGGUUUCAUUCAAUGACAACAUGAAAUCUGGUCUGGCUGAUGCUGGGUAUGAGCUGGUCGAAAGAGAUCUGAAUAGAGGAGCUGGUGGAGAUCCCAUCUUUCUGUGGUACUUCUACGGCAACACUGAAUCUGACAUCCCCAUUGUGAACCUCGAGAUAAGCAAAAAUGCCAAAGAAGAACCUGCUCUUCUGAAAGAUGGCUGGGAGAGACUGGGUUGUGAUCUGAACCGUAAAGCAGGAGGAAACUACAUCUACCUGUGGGUGAAGAGAGAGAAGCCGAGCUACAUCUGUGAGAUCACAGCUACCGUUGACUUCUCUUCUGACAAGCAAAAGUUUGAUCUGGGCUUCACUCGUGUGGAUGAAGACACCAAUCGCGACGCUGGUGGAAACUACGUCUUUUUCUGGUAUCGCCGCUCGACCGAUAAGAGCAAGGCUCUCACUGCUCUUAACGUAUCCGUCAGCUUCCAGGAAAGUAUAAAGCUUCAGAAUGAAGACUUCAAAAAGCUCAGUGUUAACCUCAACUCUGGAGCCGGUGGAAACGAUGUCUACGCGUGGUACCUGAACGAGGGAUGUGAGUCUCAGAUCAGCAACAUGGUUCUGCUGAUCAACCCCAACGCCUGGAUCGUGUAUCAAAAAGCCGGCAUCAACUUCAUCGACAAAAAUCUGAACGAGGGCAAUAAAGGCAAGAAAAUGUACCUAGCAUACCAAUAAUGCUGUGCCUUAAAUAAUCUAACGAUUGCCACUAUACGGCAACUAUAAGCAGAAUUAUUGCAAAUUGAAAUGUUUGACUUAAAAAUCACUUUUUUAAAACCCUUGCUGACUUACUGUUGUAACAAGCUCAAUCAAACUCACUUCAUUUGUCUUUGGCGUUUUUGUUAUAAUGAACAAUGAAAUAAAAGCUUUUUUAACCACA
Messenger RNA from Puntigrus tetrazona (Sumatra barb), 1279 nucleotides. RefSeq lists its product as uncharacterized. The coding region runs from base 193 to 1077 and encodes 294 amino acids. The transcript is spliced from 2 exons. NCBI's taxonomy places the organism in Eukaryota, Metazoa, Chordata, Actinopteri, Cypriniformes, Cyprinidae. The record is from RefSeq and is a predicted model, not a curated record.